AUGCCGUCAUACGUUGUGACUGGAGCUAGUCGGGGAAUUGGCUACGGGUUCAUUCAGUACCUAUCCAAAGAUCCAGACAAUGUUGUAGUUGGUCUAGUCCGAGACAAAGUCGCGACAGACAAAAAGAUCCAGCAGGACGGCUUGCAAAAUGUUGCCAUCAUUCAAGCUGAUAUUACCGACCGCCAAUCUCUGAAUGUUGCCCGGGAUCUUGUCAAAAACCUAACCGGUGGCUCACUCGACUACCUGAUCAACAAUGCUGCAUACGUUUCGCACCUGACCACGGGAAAGUUUCUCGACGAGUUCGAGAGUGACCCGACGUCGUUGGACGAAGAUAUCAAGACGGCAUUCAACACAAAUGUCGUCGGGGUCAUCAACACCAUUAAUGCCUUCUUGCCCUUGAUCAAAAAGGGCCGUGUCAAGAAAGUGGUGACGCUAACUUCUGGCAUGGGCGAUCUGGAUUUCGUCAAUGACCUCGGGAUCUGGGAGUCAGCACCGUAUAGCAUGAGCAAAGCGGCGGUCAACAUCGCAGUUGCCAAGUACAGUGCCCGAUACAAGGACGAGGGCAUCUUAUUCAUUUCCAUUUCUCCCGGGGUGGUAGACACAGCUGCAGCUGCAGCGCCUGGAAUAGAAGGACUUGUUCAGAAGUUUCUGAAAGCUGCGCCCAACUUUCCCGGUCCUAUGACAGCACUUGAGUCGGUCGAACAAGUGCUGAGCGUUGUGAACUCGAAAAGCGUUGAGAACGGUGACGGGGGUGCUGUUAUGUCACACCACGGGGACAAGAACUGGUUCUGA
Messenger RNA from Fonsecaea erecta, 792 nucleotides. RefSeq lists its product as hypothetical. The transcript is spliced from 3 exons. The record is from RefSeq and is a predicted model, not a curated record. NCBI's taxonomy places the organism in Eukaryota, Fungi, Ascomycota, Eurotiomycetes, Chaetothyriales, Herpotrichiellaceae. The coding region runs from base 1 to 792 and encodes 263 amino acids. Gene Ontology annotation, molecular function: oxidoreductase activity, acting on the CH-OH group of donors, NAD or NADP as acceptor.